AUAUGGCCAGGAUGGGGUCGUCAUCCUCGUCUUCUUCCUCGGGCCGUCGUGAUCCAGAUCUGAUCCAUCUCCGCUCCUCUGCUUUGCUCACCCUUCGGCGGCGGCGGGGUUCUACAGUGCCGUGGUACUGCACCGUGGCAUUGAUUGCGAAUGGAUGGCGAAAUGAAUGUCCGACGCAAAGUUGACCUAGAGCGCAUGCUGCUUGAUGGAAGUGCAGAGCCGACGUACCUGUCGUUAUCCCUUUUAGAAGACAUCACAAACUGUUUCUCCGAUGAUCAGCGAAUUGGCAGCGGUGGGUUUGCGGUUGUUUAUAAGGGAAUGGUGGGAAAGGGGAUGGUCGCUGUGAAGAAGUUGUCCAAAACAUUUGGUGUGCAUGAGAAUAAAUUCCAUAAAGAGGUUGAGUGCUUAGUGAAGGCCAAGCACAAAAACAUAGUGCGUUUCCUGGGAUAUUGUUCUGACACGCAGGGGAUACCUGCAAACCACGAAGGGAAGUUUGUCAUGGCUGAGGUGCAGAACUGGUUGCUAUGUUUUGAGUUUGCAUCAAAUGGAAGCCUCGAUAAAUAUAUUAAUGAUGCUUUUCAGGGACUUGAAUGCAUAAAGCGUUAUCAGAUAAUCACGGGAAUAUGUGAGGGCUUACUUCAUCUUCACGAGAAGCGCAUACUCCACUUAGAUCUGAAGCCUGCUAAUAUAUUGCUAGAUGAUCACAUGGUACCCAAAAUUACUGAUUUUGGUCUAUCAAGGUGCCUUGAUAAAGAGCAAACCCGGACUUCUACUAUGAACCCAUGUGUAUCACUGGGAUAUUCGGCAUCAGAAUCCUUCGCCGGAAAAUUCACAUUCGCAUCAGACAUAUAUAGCCUUGGUGUUAUCAUCGUGGAGAUACUUACAGGAGAGAAGGGGUAUCCAGAGGAGGAGGGUGUAGUUAAGACUUGGAUGAAUCGGUUGGAGGGAUCGAAUCAGUGGGAGACACAGUUGGAGCAAGUGAGAGUAUGCAUUAAGAUAGGGAUGGAGUGCAUUGACUCGAACCCAAAGAAGAGACCAGUUGCACACCAUAUAAAUAAUAGGUUUCAUAAUAUGACAAGUAUCGUCGAAACUGGCACCAGUGGUUCGUCAGUUGAACAACAUGCUGGUUUUCUAAAGGAACAAUACUGUCAAGAGAUAAUGACAAAGCUUUCAUCUGAGUACCUUGGAAAGGACAUCAAGGAACAUGCUGAAACAGAAGAACUUGCAGAAUAUGUUGGGACACCUAAAGAAGAUCAAUGGCAGCAAGGUCGAGAACAAGUUCCACGUGAUCAGUGGGGAGCGCAAGAUAAAAAGCAAAAUUUCAUCCCACCACAAGGUGCAAGCAUUUCUAGCUCUAGCUCUGGUUUGCUUUACAAGUUGAACAAUUUGGACAUCUUCAACACAAAAGCACGUAGAAACUACGUGCGGUACGGUGGGCUUGCAUUGCAGAAUGUAAGAAGUGUUAAACUUUUCAAAAAGGGAGUGCUCAUGCCAUUUUUAAAGGAGCAGAAUUUGAUUGGAAAAGGUGGCUUUGGAGAAGUUUACAGGGGACUUGUUGGUGGUGUGCAAGUCGUAGUAAGGAAGGUGAAUAGUGGUCGUGUGCUAUGCACAGAACAAUUUGCAAAUGAAGUCAUCAUCCAAAGUGAGGUCAUUCACACAAACAUCGUUAGGUUAAUAGGUUGUUGCUUGGAAGUUGACGCCCCAAUGCUAGUCUAUGAGUUUGUCUCCAGAGGGAGCCUCGAUGACAUUCUUCACAGCAACAAGGUGCCUCUCAACUUGGAUUUGCGUUUAAGUAUUGCUGCACAAUCAUCACAGGGUCUAGCUUAUAUGCAUUCACAUGCCAAUUGCAAAAUCCUACAUGGUGAUUUUAGACCAGCAAAUAUACUUUUGGAUGACAAGUUUGUGCCAAAGAUCACAGACUUUGGCAUGUCAAGAAUGGCCGUGGCAGACUACGGACGAACUGGAAUAAUCGUUGAUACAGUUUACACGGCUUAUACGGAUCCGGUAUAUAUCCAAAAAGGCUUGCUGACCGAAAAAAGUGAUGUCUACAGUUUUGGAGUAGUCAUGUUGGAGCUCCUUACUCGUAAGAAGGCUACACAUGCUGAUAAUAACAGCUUAGUAAGGAAUUUCCUUGAUAAUCACAAGCAGAGGAGGAAAUCAACCGAGUUGUUUGAUAAGGAAAUUUCAGUGGCAGGAGAUUUGGAGCUUCUUGACUAUCUGACAGAAAUUGCUGUGGAGUGUCUUAACCUUGAUGUGGACGAAAGACCGACAAUGACGGAGGUUGCAAUGCGCCUUUUCACACUAUAUCGACCCCGUAGACAAGUUGGGAGUUGACGUGUUGAAAAGGCUUAUCAGAUUGUUCGCUCUCCUUAAUUUUUUUGGCGCUUAAGCCUUGCUUAAUUACCUUGUGAGGGUAAUAUGUGUAUCCAUUUAUUCUGGCCCACCACUGUGAUGUUAGAGCAGCACUACAAGGCCUUUAGUGGAAGCGUGAUUACUUGUUGCACUGUGUACUGCUGAGUAUGUUUGUUCAUAGGCGUUUGGGUAAAGCUGAUGGAGGUCGGAUCACGUUGCCACCGAACCAUUUGUCCGAAUUCGUGUGGCGACAUAAAACAUUCCGUGUGUAUACCUAGCGGCAUACGCAACGGAAACUGUUCUUCCGAUCC
Molecule: messenger RNA, 2663 nt
Organism: Aegilops tauschii subsp. strangulata
Lineage: Eukaryota; Viridiplantae; Streptophyta; Magnoliopsida; Poales; Poaceae
Source: RefSeq, a predicted model, not a curated record